GAUGUGAGCAAAAUCAAUCCAGCAAUAUCCAAAACCUUCAUCAACUUUAGUUCAUUUCGCUCGGCGAUGGCGACUCCUCCGUCUGACUCUCCGCCGAGUUCCGAGCCCGGAAAGCCGCCAAACCCAGUCUCUGUAGAACCAUCAAAUGGUGGUAAUCUAGACACAAAGGUAGAGGCUGUGAGGGAGAGUUCGCCCACUUCAGUAUUUGUGAACUCAGAACCAAUUCGGGAAGAGCAAGUACAAAAUGCAAUGAAGUUUCUCUCCCAUCCAAAAGUUAGGGGGUCCCCUGUCAUGUAUAGAAGGUCGUUUCUUGAGAGGAAGGGUCUCACAAAGAAGAGAUUGAUGAAGCCUUUCGGCGUGUUCCUGAUACAAUGCCGGAUGCGUCAACAACGCAGCCAGCUGUCUCUAGUCAAG
Molecule: messenger RNA, 414 nt
Organism: Salvia splendens (bonfire salvia)
Lineage: Eukaryota; Viridiplantae; Streptophyta; Magnoliopsida; Lamiales; Lamiaceae
Product: peroxisomal membrane protein PEX14
Exons: 4
Biological process (GO): protein import into peroxisome matrix, docking
Cellular component (GO): peroxisomal importomer complex; peroxisomal membrane
Molecular function (GO): signaling receptor binding
Source: RefSeq, a predicted model, not a curated record